AUGUCGACAAUCCGAUUAAAACCAACCCCACCACCCCGACCCAACCGCCCGGACGCCAACCAGACGCCCCUCACACCAACCUCUCCACUGAUUCCCGGAGGCUGGUUGGCUUCAUCUCACUCCUUUCCACUACCGCACCCACCUCACCCCAAGUCCCCACCUCCAUCCCCACCCGUCAGUGCAGGCCUGAGUGGUGGUUUCUCCUUCUCCAUGGCACGGCUAGCGCUUGGAAGCGGGGCUGUCAGAGCCCCGACCAAAGGAGGAGAUGGAGAUCCGCCCAACACACCCGUCACGCCAGCAGCGUGGCUGAGCGGUGUGAAGCGGAAGGUGGCGACCAAUCAGCAGAAGCAACAGCAGCAGCAGCAGCAGAAAAAGAAGAAGCACUUGCGGAGCAGAAGCAAGCGGUUCAGCGUCAGCAGCAGCGAUAACAGCGUCGAAAGCAGCCCGCAGGUGGACCGCAGCAGCCGGCCGCGAGCGUUGACACAGCCGACCAAAACACACGCGAGCGACUACCACAACGCCCAGCAACCGUCACUGCUACCACACCUGCGCGAGCGCCGACGCGGCAGCGCGACGAGUCCGCGUCACCCGCACAUAACCGAGACGAGGGGUUGGAGCAGCAGUAGCGACAGUGAUGAUGCUGAGGAUAACGCCUCAGCAAAGCAGCGCAACGACCGUCCUCACCAGAUGUUCAGAGCACCGAGUGGUUCUUCUGAUACGGCACCGGCAACGGUGCUGCAGUUGGAAGGCGUCGGUGCAGUCGUGAUCGAGGAGGCGCCACGACGGGCAAUCACCGCAAAAGCCGGCGGAGGCGUCAGGCUUGUGGAUGCGCGCAGACCUUCCAAUUGGAGCAUUCCUACCAUCUUCAAGGAUGGAGAGGUGAAUGUAGGGGAAGCCGAGGCUGCCGAGGUCCAAGAAGAGGCGAAGUUGACCGAACCCGGUCCAGGGCUCUCGGGCAAUGAGAGAGUCAGGAAGACGCUGAAGUCGAAGGGGAUGGAGGCCUUGCAAACGGGCAGGUUGUCGCCAGGCGGUGUUCUGGAUUUCUCCGAGAAACCGCUACCGUCGACGCCGAUGAGCAUGCAACCGACGCCCAGAGAGCUGUAUCAUUCAAGCGACGGCUCUGCUUCCACCUCGUCAUCCCCUUUGCCGUCGCCCGCUUGCACACCUCCUCCGGCAACUUGUCUGCCAUUGAGAUUCCCAAUGCCUCCGUCCCAUAUCCCCGGACGAAAGCCUGUUCAGCCAUUGUCUGAACCCUAUAUUACCAUUGAUGGCAACAUCGACAACGACAUGAUCGCAUCGGCGUACCCGCUGACGCCGAUCGCCACUGACCUGGGCUCGCUUUCCGUCAUUGCGGGACUCGAAGAAGAUGGGUCGGUGGUCACUGUCAUACCACCAGAGCAGAGUGCAUGGCAGCGAACUGCCUACGUUGCGGACCCGAUCCAGCUUAACAACUUGGCGAACAACAGCGCUGGGGCCUUUUCGGGUCUACCAAAUAUUCGAGGCAAGGCGGGCAGUGUUGCGUCUUUGGACGCAUUCCAAGACGCAGUAGAGAGCCUCUUGGACAAUCCUGCGACCCAAGGGCGGCGUGCGAGUGACGAGAGCGUCGUUGAAGAACUGGUCACAUUCUUCGAAGACUUCGGCUUCGGCCCCGCCGCCGGAGAGAAAGAUUCGUUGGACUGUUUUUGGUCGUCGGAUCUCAACAAUGAAGCUAGAGAGCUUGAAGCGGACUUCGAGUUUGCUGAGCAAGGCGAGCAGGAGUAG
Messenger RNA from Lasiodiplodia theobromae, 1761 nucleotides. Its product is annotated as ABC transporter. The transcript is spliced from 3 exons. NCBI's taxonomy places the organism in Eukaryota, Fungi, Ascomycota, Dothideomycetes, Botryosphaeriales, Botryosphaeriaceae. The record is from RefSeq and is a predicted model, not a curated record. Bases 1 to 1761 code for a protein of 586 amino acids.